Molecule: messenger RNA, 3221 nt
Organism: Pezoporus occidentalis (night parrot)
Lineage: Eukaryota; Metazoa; Chordata; Aves; Psittaciformes; Psittacidae
Product: integrin alpha-L-like
Exons: 28
Biological process (GO): integrin-mediated signaling pathway; cell-matrix adhesion; cell-cell adhesion
Cellular component (GO): external side of plasma membrane; integrin complex
Molecular function (GO): integrin binding
Source: RefSeq, a predicted model, not a curated record
GAGCACGUGGGGCUCCCGCAAUGGCCCCCGCGGGCGGCGUCAUCGCGGUCAUUGGGGCGCUGGUGGCCGCGCUGCCCCACAGCCAGGCCUUCAACAUCCACCCAGCCCCACAUCGCAUCCUGACCCACAGAGGUGCCCGCAGCUUCGGGCACCAAGUGCUGCAGCUCAAUGGGUCCCGGCUGCUGGUGGGGGCCCCGGCAGAGGUGGGGGGCAGGGGGCGGCUCUUCCAAUGCCAAGUGGGGAGCGGAGAAUGCCAAGAGCUGGAGCUGGAAGGGAACAGCUCCCGCACCCACAUGGGAAUGGCCUUGGCCAGGGACGGAGACGGCGCCAUCGCCUGCGGCCCGGGUCUCACCCGUUCCUGUGACCGGAACGUUCUCAGCAGCGGCCUCUGCCUGCGCCUGGACCCGCGCCUGCGGCCCCGGCAGCUCCUGGCGCCCGGAUACCAGGGUGAGGGGCGCCCGCAGGGACCCCACCCGCUGCAGUUCGGGGCCGUGCAGUUCUCCACCGAGGUCCAGCCCCAGUUCUCGCUGGCCGAGUACGCGGCUCGGCCCCAACCGCGGGAGCUGCUGCGGGGCCUGCGCCAGCUCGGCCACCUCACGGACACCUUCAAAGCCAUCGCCUACGUCACGAACCGGAUCUUCACGCCCGCGGCGGGGGCUCGCCCCGGGGCCCGGCGGGUUCUGAUCAUCAUCACCGACGGCGACGCCACCGAUGUGGACCAGGGCAGCGUGCAGGAGGCGGAGAAGAAUGACAUCAUCCGCUACAUCAUCGGCGUGGGCAACAACUUCAACAGCCCCGACACGCGCCUCUACCUGAGCCAGUUCGCGUCCCAGCCCAGCACCGAGUACGUGAAGGUCCUGGACGACUUCGAGAAGCUCCGGGGGCUCUUCCAUGAGCUGCAGGCCAAGAUCUACGGCAUCGAGGGCACCAGCGACCACAACCGGUUCCACCUGGAGCUGUGCUCCAGCGGGAUGAGCGUGGCGGUGACCCAUGGUCGUCGUGUGACUGGCGCCGUGGGGGCUGAUAACUGGGCAGGGGGGUUGGUGGAGCUGGAGGAGGAGAUGAAGAAGGAAAUCUUUGUGGGCAGCCCCACACUGGAGGAGAAUGUGACGGACACCUACCUGGGCUAUGCGGUGGCCGGGCUGCAGGUCCCCGGGCGGGCGCUGGUGGCUGCGGGUGCCCCCCGGCACCGCCACGUGGGCGCCGUCGUCCUCUUCGAGGUGCCCCCCGCUGGCGCUGGGGGCUGGCGGGCGCUGCAGACCCUCCCUGGGGAGCAGGUGGGCUCCUACUUCGGGGCCACCCUGUGCGGGCUGGAGCAGGGCGGGGGGGCGGUGGCGCUGCUGGUGGGAGCCCCCAACCACUUCGAUGGGCGCCGUGGGGGACGGGUGCAGCUCUACCGGUGGCAGGAGGAGGCCCUGAAGGCGGCUGAGGAGCUUUGGGGAGCCCCCGGUCACCCCUUGGGUCGCUUUGGGGCCUCUCUGAGCGCCUUGGGUGACCUGGAUGGGGACGAGCUCCCCGAGGUGGCCGUGGGGGCCCCCAUGGAGGAUGAGGAGCGAGGGGUGGUUUACAUCUUCUCCGGGCGGCCGGGGGGGCUGCAGCCCCUCUACAGCCAGCGCCUGGAGGGGCAGGAGGUGGCCCCGGGGCUGAGGUUCUUCGGGCAGGCGCUGGCCGGAGCCAUGGACCUGAACGGGGACGGGCUGGGGGACGUGGUGGUGGGAGCAGGAGGAGCAGUGGGGGACGUGGUGGUGGGAGCAGGAGGAGCAGUGGUGGUGCUCAGGUCCCGCCCCGUGCUCUCCAUUGCCCCCGUGGUGACCUUUGACCCGCAGCAGAUCCCGCCCCAUUGGCUCCAGUGCUCCGGGGGUGGGGGCAGCGUCAGCAUCCGGCUCUGCCUGGGUGACCUGGUGACCCCGGUGAACUUCCUGCUGGAGGCGGAGCCGCAGCGGGCGCGGGGGCGGGGCCAGUUCCGGGAGGGGCGGGGCUGGUCCGGGAGGCUCCACCCCUCCGAGGAGGGGGCCUGCGAGGAGGAGGAGCUGAGCCUGCAGCCCUGCAUCGAGGACUUCGUGACCCCCAUCCGCCUCUUGCUCACCAUCUCCCUGCCCCAUAGCGACCCCCCGGGCCCCAUAUUGCGGCCCCACACCUCCACCACCUGGAUUGAGAUCCCCUUUGAGAAGAGCUGUGGGGCAGAUGAGGUGUGUGAGGCCGACUUGGGGGUCCGGGCGCUGCCGGGGGGGGCAGCGCUGCUGGGGGUCCCCGAAGCCGAACUCGGGGUGCGUUUGGUUGUGGGGAACACGGGCGAAGACGCCUAUGGGGCAGCCCUACAAGUGCAGCUCCCCAUGGGGCUCUCCUUCCGCCGGGUGCAGGCCACGCGGGCCGGCGCCCUCCUGUCCAGCACCUGCUGGGACACCGUGGGGCAACCGUGGGGCCUGAGCUGCAACAUCAGCCGGCCCCUGCUAGGCGCGGGCUGGGAGGUGACGGUGGAGCUGAUGUUCCACAUCCACCCCAACGCCUCAUGGGGGGAAUCCGUGGGGCUGAGCGCCGCUGUCAGCAGUGACAAUGAGCCCCACGGCACCAUGGGGGACAACGCAGUCUCUUGGGAUGUCCCCGUCUCCUUCGCCCUCAACCUUGUGGUCACCUGGGACGAGGCCUCCACCCCCUACCUCAACUUCACCUCUCACUACCCCCAAAACAAGACGCUGCAGCACCGCUAUAGGCUGGAGAACCUGGUGCCUCUGCCCCAUGGCAGCCCCCAGCCACUGCUGACGCUGUUUGUCCUCCUGCCCCUCGAGCUGCCCCAUGGCGUGAUGGUGUCUGACCCACAAGUGCAAGUGGAGCCAGGUGGCGCCUGUGUUGCCGUGGGGCAGGAGAAGGAAGACGCCGUGGGGCAGGAGCUGCGGCGAAGCAUCACCGAGACCUGCUCCACCCCCCACCUCCUCCUCCUCCACUGCCCCACGGUGCCUCUGCCCCACACGGGCCCGAUCCUGCUCUCCCUCCACGCCAGCCUCAGCGCCCCCAAAGCCAUCCAGAGCCCCUCCCGGCCCCACUUUUGCUCCGCCCUCUGGGUCUCCCCUCCCCCACACUUCGAGGUCUCCCCCGGCUUCCUCCGGGCUCAGGGGGUCACGGAGGUGGAGCUGCUCCGGGAGCUGGACCCGAGGCCCCUCUAUGUGGGGGGAGGGGUGGGGGGGCUCCUGCUCCUCCUCCUCCUCGCCUUCGGCCUCGCCAAG